Onychomys torridus (southern grasshopper mouse) is the source of this 855-nucleotide messenger RNA. It is a transcript of the gene Kcnmb3, whose product is annotated as potassium calcium-activated channel subfamily M regulatory beta subunit 3. Gene Ontology annotation, cellular component: membrane; voltage-gated potassium channel complex. NCBI's taxonomy places the organism in Eukaryota, Metazoa, Chordata, Mammalia, Rodentia, Cricetidae. Gene Ontology annotation, biological process: potassium ion transport; detection of calcium ion. Gene Ontology annotation, molecular function: potassium channel regulator activity; calcium-activated potassium channel activity. The coding region runs from base 1 to 855 and encodes 284 amino acids. The record is from RefSeq and is a predicted model, not a curated record. The transcript is spliced from 4 exons.
AUGCAGCCCUUCAGCAUCCCGGUCCAAAUCACACUGCAGGGUGGUCGGAGGCACCAGGGGAGGACAGCACUUCCAGCCUCAGGCAAAAGUGAUGGAGAGCCGCUGAAGGUGCAUCCAAAGCUUCCAUCAAGUGCUGGAGAGGACCGUGCCACCCUGCUGGGCAUUGCCAUGAUGGCUUCCUCUGUGCUGAUGUUCUUCCUGUUGGGGACCACCAUGCUGAAGCCUUUCAUGCUCAGCUCUAACAGAGAAGAAUCAAACUGCACCACCAUCCACACACACAUUGCAGACGAUUGGCUGAACUUCGCCUUCACCUGUGAGAGCAGCUGCCAGGACCAGGGUGGGUAUCCCUGUCUGCAGGUGUUCGUCAACCUCACCCACUCAGGCCAGAAAGUGCUUCUUCACUACGACGAUGAGGCAGUCAGGACCAACCCCAAGUGCUUUUAUACACCCAAGUGUCACCAAGACAGGGAUAAUCUGCUUAACACUGCCCGGGACAUCAAGGAGUUCUUCGAUCACAGAAAUGGAACUUUCACUUGCUUCUACAGUCCCGAUGGCCAGCUGGGAGUCGUCCUGAGGAAGUCUGGCCCCAAGGUUGUCUUCCAUUGCUUGUUUUGGCCUUUGUUGACUUUGCUGGGUGGGGCCCUGAUUGUUGGCUUGGUGAGGUUGACACAGCAUUUAUCUCUUCAGUGUGAGCAGUACAGCAUGGUGACGAGAGUUCAGGAAGGAGGCAGAGCACGUUCUGUGGGCAGGCGCAGGUUUCCGCUGUGCAGUACGACGAAGAGCCAGGGAAGGAACAGAGAGCUGAAGAGGCGGCUGCACUUCUCCCAUCCCGAGAUGCUCCAGCUGACGACUUGA